UCAGGCCAAGUUUGGUUCAGUUCCAUCCAGGUUCCAUCGCGCGCGAGCCUGACACCUGCGAGGAUAUAACCCUUUCCCUAGCAAUCAUCAUUAAUCAUUCACGAUGAUGAGUUCAAGUCUCAUAUCCGAUGCUCGAGCUCGGGUUCUGUCCACUUUAGACCUCUUACUCCUAAUAUUCGAGCAACUAACCCCAAACGACUCCGUUGAACAUUUCUCAACCCGCAGGCAAUCCGAGUCUCGGUGCUUAGCAGCUGCUGCACUCGUAUCACAGUCAUGGUUUACAGCUGCGAUCCGCCUCUUGUGGCACACCUCCACAGGCAACGACCUCCUUCGUCUUAUCCCCGGAUGGCGAGAAUUCGAGGACGAACACAACCCCAACGUAGAACGGGAACGCUCUAUGGUUUCUUAUCAUAGGCCCUUGAGAGUAUAUGAAUGGCAAAGAUGGGCAGACUCUCUUCGUCCAGAAGAUUAUUGCCGAUUUAUGGUCUACGCGCAAUAUGUUGUACGCCUGAGAAGAGGCGGGCGUUAUUCUGGUCUUAUCCUUCAAGCGUUCGUCAACGGCCCCUCCUCGCCUUUCCGUUCCACACUGUCACCAUUUCCAAAGCUGACGGAAUUGGAAUGGUUGGUAUCAUUUCCUGGUUAUACUCACGGAUUGGGUGAAAUCGCGAAAUGCGAAGCCCCGGGGUUUGUUCCUCUUAUCCAAAUUCAUGCCCAUCAAAUUCGAAGUCUCAUUCUGGGUGAUGACCACUAUCUACGGUCAAUUGAGUCACUCCUCCCAUCAAUGUUGCAACAGAUGCCAUACCUCGAAAACAUACAGCUACCACAAACCCUGUCACCCGUUUUGUCCGAUUGCUUCGAGGUCCUCUCAAGGUGCCGGUACUUGUCUUCCAUAUCAGCGCCAGAUUCGUGCGUCGGUCGUGGUGGAGACAAUGAUCUUUCUGCGUCGUUCAAUCCGUCGCUUCCAGAAGGGGCAUUUCCUGCCUUGGGAUUCUUGGAACUUUGUGGCAACAUCUCAGACAUCGCUCGUUUCUUCGAGAUGGAACAUGCACCUAGAACCCUUGAUAAGCUCGUUAUCUAUUAUGGCACUCCGUGGACCUCGACACCAGAGGAUAUUGAGAGGGCAUUUCAGACUAUUGCGACCAAAUGCAAGUCCCUGCAAUAUUUUAAGUGCGACUUAUCCCCCAGAGGCAAUUCAGUAGACCGCAUGCGAGGGCUUGCGCAAGACACAAUCUCAUUCGAGGUACUCCGUCCGCUCGCUGCACUCACACGCAUGGAGAAAUUCUUCUUCAAAACCCGAUCUUCGUUCAAUAUCGGAGACGCCGAUAUGGCGCAACUCGUUCAAGACUGGGGACGUCUAAAAGAAAUGGAGCUUCAUUGCCGGCCUGCCACUGCAUCACUGCUUGAAGAGCAGACCAUGACGCUAUGCACCCUGUCGUUUCUGUUUCUGGCGAUGUACUGCCCUUUUGUGGAACGGUUAUCAUUGCCCAUGUCCCUCGACGCUCCAGAGCCGGAGACGGCAUCUCUGCAUUAUACUUCAACGCCUCUCUUAAAGGUCCUGCAAUCUCUGACAAUCUUCCCGGGUCUAUCUUGGACGCGGUCCGAGGAGAUCUUUGAGACUGCGUCCUUUCUGAGUGAUCUCUGCCCUAAUAAUUGCGAUAUCUCCUGCAAGCUUCCUGAGUUUGGACGUGGAUGACCGUGACGAGAUCGACUACCACCUCCGCGCAAUGCGUGAAUAUUGGUGCCUUGCAGAGUAUAUGAUUAUAACGAAACAGCGCGAAGAGCUCAUCAAGUACUCCAAAGCUGUUAGCAAGGAUAACAAAGAAUUAAAGGCUCACCUUGCUAUCUUGACACGGAUAGGUCAUGAUGUUUAGAUGAGUUGAUGUACAGUAUAGUAUGACUGAAAAUAUUAAUCGCUGCUUUAUCUUUGUAUUCCAU
Messenger RNA from Somion occarium, 1935 nucleotides. The record is from the annotation of a GenBank genome assembly. Lineage: Eukaryota; Fungi; Basidiomycota; Agaricomycetes; Polyporales; Cerrenaceae.